GGGCCAGCGCGCCUCGCCGGGUCCCCCCGCGGCAGCCAUGGACACGCACCGCAGCGAGAUUCUGCGCGAGACCAUCCGCAAGGAGAUGAAGCUGAACUCCAAGCACCUCGACGAGAUGCGCAGGAUGAAGGGCCUUGCCGCGACGACAGGCAGCUUCGGCACGUCGAUGACCGCCUCGGCGGGGACCCUGCCCCCCCUCAAGAAGCAGAGCGCAAUCAACAGGCAGCUGGAUCAGACCAUGGGCCUGAGCAAGGAUCCUCACACGAUGACCAAGGACGAGUGGGACAGCCACGGCAUGACGGCCGACGACUUCUUGAGGACGGGCGUGUCGCACGAGGGCCAGGGUCGCAAGGCGUACCUCAAGCACCAGGUCAAGCAUGGAGGUCCCCGCGAGCGGUUCGGUGGCCAGCCGCUCCUUUCCAGCCACGAGGUCGGCUGGACGGUGAAGGACUUCCAGGUCUUCGGCACCUCGCAGUACGCGCGGCGCCCUCUGGUCAAGCAGCAGUUCUACAGGACCAUGGGCGUGAGCCUCUCCGCGGGCGGGCUCUGA
Molecule: messenger RNA, 550 nt
Organism: Prorocentrum cordatum
Lineage: Eukaryota; Dinophyceae; Prorocentrales; Prorocentraceae
Source: the annotation of a GenBank genome assembly